UAGAAUAUGCUUUAAUUUCAGGAAACAAAUGAAAAAUGGCUCAAAGCUCCCACGGUGGCAGUCAUCGACGUAGUCGAGACCACGACGGCGCAUCCAUGAGGUACACUAACACUGACUGGGAAGCCAAAGAGGCCCUAUAUCAGAGGGAACUUGACGAAGCAAGAGCUCGGGCUACGCAAAUGGAAAAAACCAUGCGUUGGUGGUCAGACUGCACGGCCAACUGGCGAGAGAAGUGGAGCAAGGUUCGUACUGAACGCAACAAGGCUAGAGAAGAGGUCAAACAGUUGAAAAAUAAAGUUGAAUUUAUCACAAAAGAAUUGACGACAGCUAAAACCGAAAAGAACAAUUUGGAACAACAAUUGAUGGACCUGAAAAGAGACAAUGAGAAACUUCUAAGCAUAGGAGAAAGCAGAAUAGUGUCUGGUGACUUGUCAACGGAAGAUGGCGUAGAAUUGAGAAGAAAAAAUUUAGGUUACGUUUCCCCUAAUGAACCUUCAAUACGCCAAAGAGCUUCAUUGGAUUCUCACAAAUUCUCUAAUGUUGAUAACGUACUGGCCAAUAAGUUUAAUGAAAUGAGAAUUCGGCUGGAUGACACGUGUAAAAGUCUGCAAAGUGAGAAGGAUCAAAAAGCAUUCUUGCUUGCUAAAAUUGAGACUCUUACAGCAGAAUUACAUAAUACAAAAAUGGAAUUGACACACAGUGACAGGACAUUGGGGUCCACUGAUUCUAGUCAUAGCGAAGUUGAGAAACUUCAAAAUGAGUUACAAGACGAAAUUGCAGCUAAGCAAGUUCUCGAGGAAAAAGUGACAGAGUACAAAAUGGAAAUGGAAAGAUUGAAGUCUGAAAACACAAUCCAGUGGAGUAAAAGGGAGUUACUAGAAACAGAGAAUGUAGCAAUAUUGAGAGAAAAUAAGAAAUUGUACAGUCAAGUUUGUGAGUUACGUGAACAAAUUCACAAAUUGAAUAGGAUAUCUGACGGUGGAACCUAUGGUAACGAUCGUAGGUUGGAUUCAAAUGUUCUUUACGUAAGAACGAGUGCUAGUCCAAGAUCUCAGGGGUCCAGUAAUGAAUCUUCGGAAGCGAAUCUCGCUCACAUUGAUGGGAAAACGAAUACAUCGGGUGAAGAAGAAGAGUUAGCAAUAGUGGAAAAUUAGACAAGUUGUUGGUAAGCACUAACACAGUACAGUUUUAAGAUAAAGUCGAACGAACUUAGGAACAGAUGAUAAUAGAUGAAUAAAUGAAUGAUGAAAGCUGCAGUGACGCGAUUGUGGCACGGCAGCCGCACAUGUACUAAUUGUGACUGCAAAAGUGGCGUGCGCGUGUCAUGACAGUAGCGCUGCAAUUACACUUCUAAAUAUUGUAUUAAAAUUAGGAGUGGCGCGGCUGCGGUUUUUUUAAAAUUAAUCGAUAUUGUAGUGCUGAUCUCCUAGUAAAUAAAAAUUGUUCCCUCUAAAUUUCUUGGUAUCGGCCGUAGAAGAAAAAUUAUUAGAAUAAAAAGUGUUUAUUCCGGUCUAUUCUACUAGAAGCAAGUCAAAACCAAAUUCAAACUACAAUAACAUUUAAAAAAGGGUCAAAAAUUUGUCCCGUUUCCAUAGUAUCCCCUUCGCUUCAGUUAGACCGCGGCUGCAGCGCCACAGAUGCGCCACUGAAGCGUUUCUACAAGCGUCUAAUUUGAAGGCGCUCUAAGUCCAUAGGACUUAGGCGCCUUCAGAUUUCUACACUAACUAUUGGGUAAUUGUAACAGUUUAAAAUAACUAAAUAUCUAAUAUUGUUUACUACCUAAAGGGCCGUAUUUUCGGAAAUUUUGCUUCCUACCAAGUUUUAUUACAUAAUUGGUAUAACAGGAAUUAGUUAUAUUGCAAUUUAAAAGUCACAAUUACUCCAUUGUUACAAAUAGAUAAAGUCGAAUAUUAGAAAUCUAAUAAACACAAUCAUCCAAACUUUACCGUUUUGUUCUGUGCUUACAAAAUGAAUUCUUAAAUCUAGAAGGUUUAAUUAAUUCUAGAUGUUACAGAUAAAUCAAUAAGCUUGAAAAUUUUGACAACACUUCACGACGAUUCAUUUGAACAGAAUGACAGCUUCAAUUAUUCUUGUUUAAUUUAUCAGUAAAAAUUGAAUAUAGAACGAUAAAUAGAAAAGUCUUGAUGAUUGUGAAAAAAGAUUUUCUUUUCUUUCUUUUAUAAAGUCUAACCCCGCGGGAUGUAACAUGUGCUUAUAUAGAUCUACAAUAACAAAUUGAUAUUACUAAGUUAAAAAUUGUGAAUGCAAUAUUUAUUCAAAUUAAAGUUGUGAAAGUAAUAUUUAGCAAUAUUUUUAGUACAGAGCAAUAAAUAAACGUAUCAUUCAGAAUUAGCAUUCCAUAACAUUAUUAUAUAGAUAGAGAAUGUUCUUUUUUCUAACAAAAAUAUUUUGGCAAGUUAAGAAAGAAUAUGGUCUCUUUAAAACAUGUUAAUUUGCUGUCCUAUUAAAUCUAACAAAGUUCCGGAAAUUGAUUUAGUAAGAGCAUUUAAUUUCUAAAAUAAUUGUAUAUAGAGUAGAAUUGUUGAGAUGACGAUUUUGUUGUGUACCAGUCUUUAUCUAUUUUUGCUCCUCAUUUGAAAACUGAGGAACACAAAGCACGACAAAUACUUAAUAAAGUAAUAAACAAAGUAGUGGACGCUUCAGUCCAUCAUAUUUUGAGCU
This is a messenger RNA of Hyposmocoma kahamanoa, 2682 nucleotides long. RefSeq names its product coiled-coil domain-containing protein 102A. The coding region runs from base 36 to 1154 and encodes 372 amino acids. Lineage: Eukaryota; Metazoa; Arthropoda; Insecta; Lepidoptera; Cosmopterigidae. The transcript has a single exon. The record is from RefSeq and is a predicted model, not a curated record.